AUGGCUUCUACACCAAGACCCAGUUUGUCGUUCCCCGCCGCGCCCGUCCGAGACCGCGGCAUCGUCUCGUCAGCCUCCGCUGCGAUGAGUUACGAGUUCGACUCCCCCGCCGAGGGCUCGUCGACCCCCCAGCGACAGCCACGCGCCUCUCUCCAGCAGCAGCGCUCGCAACAGACACAGAAGUCCGAGCGCUCGCAGCAGGAGGAGCCGCAGAUGGGCAACACCGCCGUCGCCGUGCGCGACGAGCAGAACCCGUACGGCUACCUCGUCGAGGAAGACGAGGCCGCCAACGCCUCGACCGCCGCGAACGCCUCCGGCAGCGUCCACAGCAGCCUGAACUCGCACACCGGGCCCGCCGCCAAGACGGCGAAGAAGAAGCGCAGCAUCCUCGCGCGCCUCCGCCAACUCGCCUCCAAGGCUAAGCCCUCAGCUUCCGCCAAGGACCGCAAGAAGGAGCCGCCGCCUCGCGUCUUCGUCACCCGCGAGGUCGCCGUCGCCAGCGAGCCUGCCCCUGCCCCGCAGCCUGCCCCGCUGACCACCACCACCACCACCACCACCAACUCCAACGUUGUCGCGCCGUGGGAUGAGCCCGCGCCCGAGGUGGUCGCUCAGAUGAGCCGUGCCGGAGCCGCCGCCCCCGCCGCCUCUUCUGCUGCCACCGAGGACAAGAAGGGGAAGAAGUCGAUCUUCAAGCCGGGAACCUGGUCGCGAUUCCAUCGCCAGUAG
Hypoxylon fragiforme is the source of this 726-nucleotide messenger RNA. RefSeq lists its product as uncharacterized. NCBI's taxonomy places the organism in Eukaryota, Fungi, Ascomycota, Sordariomycetes, Xylariales, Hypoxylaceae. Bases 1 to 726 code for a protein of 241 amino acids. The transcript has a single exon. The record is from RefSeq and is a predicted model, not a curated record.